GUGAUAACUAGUUAUUAUCUCUUAAACACCAGUCACAGUCCUUUGAGAUAUCAUUUACAUGCGAGCAAGAAGAUUGGCUGAGGCAGUUAGGCUUUAGUUGGUGAGAUUUGGUUGCAGUACUUCUGCUUCCUGUUGAGAAUUAUUUGGGUCCGGAGCUUUCGGUGUUUCCAUCAUUUAGUGAAGGAAUGAUGGAAAGCAAGGAAUUGUCGGAUGAAUGCAGCACUCAGAACCAUCUGCCGGCUGGAGGCGCAGUCGAAGACAAAAGGACCAGAAGAAGACGGCUCUUCUUACAGGGGUUCAAGAUCUUCACGGUGAGCUUGGCAAUGUGGUUCAUGGGGUCGGUGUUCGUGUUCCCGUCUGUGGUAGCCGAGGACCUCUCCCGGCACAACACCACCCUCUAUGGCAACACCCUCGCUCUCACCCCCACACAAAUGGAUAUGAUGGGUAGUGUGGUGUCUCUAGGAUCGCUCCUGGGUGCAUGGAUCUUUGCUUCUCUGAUGAUGAGGCUAGGACGCCGUCUUGCUAUGAUUAUUGCUGGGAUCAUAGCAUUCCUGGGAUGGCUAGGAGUUGCUCUCCUUCCAAACUUUGCUGGGAUCAUAGUAGGGAGAGCGCUGACCGGAGUGGCCAUUGGAGGUUUCUCUGUCACGGUCAUCGCUUAUGGCAUUGAAAUGGCUGACAUGGAAGUGCGGGGAAUCAUGAGUAUGAUAAUCAACCUUGGCGUGCCUUGUGGUCAGGUGGUGACGGCCUCGGUGGGAUACGACGCUCGUUACUAUGUGGUGGCUUUCAUCAAUAUCCUGCUGCCUCUCUUCUUUAUUCUUGGCCUCGCGUGGAUGCCGGAGAGUCCAUCAUUCCUCGUCAUCAAAGGCCGGGAGGCGGAAGCCAGGGAUAUCCUGCGCAGCCUACGGAGUAAACAUGCAGAUGUGGAGGCUGAGAUACAGAAUUAUCGGGAGAUGAACAUUAUGUCAGGUGAAGGCACUUGGAAGGGCCUCCUACAGCCAGAAAUACUCAAGUCCAUCCUCAUUACCUCUAUUCUCUUCAUUUUCGCCUACUUCACUGGUUAUUUGGUGAUCAACGCCAAUGCUUCUAGGAUUUUUGCGGACGCUGACUCCUCUAUUGACAACAGACUCUGUACUAUUAUCAUCCUCCUUGUCCAGGUGGCCGGUGGUGCUUGCAGUGUCUUGCUGAUAGACAAACUAGGACGCAGGAAGACCCUCAUCCUCUCAUUCUGCCUCAUGUGCGUCUCUCUCACCGGCAUGGCCAUCUAUGAGGGCCUGGUGCAAAACGAUGAGGGUGGUGACGGAGGAACGGUGACUGAUAGUGUUUUGGAAGGGCUUGAUCAGGAGGAUCCAGGGCCGUCGAGGCCUAAUGGUUGGAUUCCCUUAGUGUGUCUAAUGGUGUCCCAGGCAGGGGUGGCAGCGGGGGUCAACCCUAUACCAUUCACCCUCAGUCACGAGUACUUCCCCACCUGGAUACGCUCCCAGGCUGCGAGCAUUCCCUUCUCCGUGUCGACGGUGGCGUCGUUUGGGUCGCUCCAGCUCUACACACCAAUGAGGAAAGGGUUCACCCAGGCUGGCCUCUACGGCUUCUACGCUGCCGUCUCCGCCCUCGGGGUCCUCUUCACCAGUUUCUUCAUCAGGGAAACCAUGGGGAAGAAGGUGGGGUGAUGGGACCUCUCCCUUCCUAUUUUCCCUUCCCUCCCGCCCUGUCUUCACAUCAGUCCUCCCACAUGAGGCGGGAUCACAGAGCUGGAGCUCAGCUUUCCCCCGCAGGUACAGCUGUGUGAGGGUCAGGGUCUACGUGAUUUCAUUGGUGUCAACAACGGAGGAACUUUGUCGCUGGAUAAGGCGUUGAUGUUGAUAAUUUCCUCAGGAGAACGUGUAAUAUGGCGGUGAUUUUUGUGUUAUCGCACUGUGCAUGCAACGUGCAUUAGGAAGUGAUUGAGAUAUUCAGGCUUAGAAAGUGUAUCAUGUUGAUAUUUUAUUGUGGUGUAAGAUGUUUACAAGCUCCUAACUGUUGGAGCGCUCUUAACUUUGUUAAUGAUUGCACUCACCGAAUAGUGCUUACGGGAGUUGAGCUUCGGACCUUUUGUCCCGCCUCUCAACUGUCAAUCAACCGGUGUACAGAUUCCUGAGCCUACUGGGCUCUAUCAUAUCUACAUUUGAAACUAUGUAUGUAGUCAGCCUCCAC
Procambarus clarkii (red swamp crayfish) is the source of this 2187-nucleotide messenger RNA. RefSeq names its product facilitated trehalose transporter Tret1. Gene Ontology annotation, cellular component: membrane. NCBI's taxonomy places the organism in Eukaryota, Metazoa, Arthropoda, Malacostraca, Decapoda, Cambaridae. The record is from RefSeq and is a predicted model, not a curated record. Gene Ontology annotation, biological process: transmembrane transport. Gene Ontology annotation, molecular function: transmembrane transporter activity.